AUGUUAUGUCGAACAACUAGACAUAAAGCACUUAAUGGUACAUUUACUGUAGUAAAGGAAUGUAUAAUAGAAAAUGCUCAUUAUGCCACAUUUGAGAGAAAACCACAAAAAACUGAGAUUGACUGUGAUAUUCAAUUAUUAGAAGGGUUUGAAGUUGCUUAUUGUAUAUGUAAUACUUCUCUUUGUAAUUAUCCUUCUAUUGGAGAACAAUUUGCUGAGUUUGAACAAAAAAAUCCAGAAUUGUUUGAUGAUGUCUCUGUUGAAACAACAGAAUUAAUGCCUGAUAUAAAUAAAAAUAAAGAGGAAAUAGAAGAAAAUGAAGAAGAAAAACAAUUAGAAAAUCAAACAACUUUUAAUCCAAAAAUUGAAGAAAUUGGAGAAAGAUCAAAAGAAUUAUUUCCUGUUAAUAAUCAAAAAAUUAGAGAAGAAGAGUUAGGAAAAGAAUUAUUGUCUUCAACAACUAUUGAAACUAUAAAGAGAGAAGAAGAUUUUAUAAAUAAUGAAUGGAAUAAUGAAGAAAAUGAAAAAGAAGAAAUAAUAAAACAAAAUAAUUUAUUAACAACCCCAAAAAUUUCAACAAAAUUAUUUACAAAAAAUUUAAUUAUAGAAAGGCCCAAACAACAAAGCCUUGAAGUUGAUAAUACACCUUUAAAUGGGGAUAUUUUGGCAUCUGGAGCUCAAUUGGGGUUAUUGCCAGAAUUACAAUGUAUGCAAUGUAAAGAAGAAACAAAUAAUACAAAAAUAAAUGCAGAAUGUCAUUCCCAAAUAGUUGUUAGUUGUCCAGAUUUAAGUAAACAAAUAAAUGGAAUUGGCAGACCUUUUUGUAUAACUAGACAUUUUUGGAUUGAACCGGGAGGUAAUUUAACAAUAGAAAAGAAUUGUUUGACAGAAAGAAAAAUACUUGAGGAAUAUGGAAGUUAUAAAACUGUUGAUUUAUUGAAUGGGGCAAAUAGGGAUGAGGCAGCUUGUUUAGAUUUUAGGCCGUCUUUGUCCGGUCAACAACAAAGACUUUGUGUUUGUUCUUCUCCUCAAUGCAAUAAAGUAUCUCUUUCUGAGCAGAUGUCUUUUGGAAUUCGUAAAAUAGCUGAACUUGAUGAAAUAGAAAAUAAACAAAAAACAAAUAAAAUACAAACAAUUAAAACAACAGAAAAAAUAAAAGAAACAACAGAAAUACCUUUAGAGGAAGAAAUAAUCGAAGCUUUAAAUUGUGCUGUUUGUGUAGAUAAUGAAUUGAAUGAUGCAAAUGCUGAUUGUCGAACUGUUAGAACAAUUAAUUGUGCUAAACAAUUAACUAACAAUGAAAAACAAUAUUGUAUAACAAGACAAACACAAAACAGUAAAGGUUUUAAAUUAAUUGAAAAAAAAUUUUCUUUUCAAAAUUUUUCUAAAGAUUCUUUUAUUGUUGAGAAGGGUUGUAUGUCAAAAACUCAAUUCUCAUUACUUUUUCCUGAUGAAAUUUCCGAACAAAAUAUUGGAAAUGAAUUACUUUUAGGUUGUGCAUCUACACAUAAUGGUUUUGUUAAUUAUUGUAUUUGUGAUAGCCAAAUGUGUAAUAGAUAUGGAAUUGCUCAACAAGCAGAAACUAGUAGAAGGUGA
Molecule: messenger RNA, 1596 nt
Organism: Meloidogyne enterolobii
Lineage: Eukaryota; Metazoa; Nematoda; Chromadorea; Rhabditida; Meloidogynidae
Source: the annotation of a GenBank genome assembly